GCCACGGCCGGGCCAUGGAGGCCGUGCUGGGCCAGGUGGAGCAGCUGCCCGCGCUCCUGGCCGUGUCCCGCUCCGCGCUGGUGCGGGACUGGGACUCCCUCACCCUGGACAGGGCUCUGGAGUGGGCCCGCUAUUUCCAGCACCUCCAUGAGCGGUUCCRUGCCCGUCCCCAGCUCCGUGAGGCGCUGGAGCGGCGGCUGCGCCGGGCUCAGCCGUACCCUCCUCUCGGCUUCCCCGCGCUGGGCCGCUGCCCGCAGCUCUUGGGGCUGGCGCUGCUGGAGAACCGCGCUCUGCCGCCCGCCGCCUGCCACCGCCUGCUCCGCGGCUUUCUGCAGCCUCCUGGCUCUGGGGCCGGCUCCGAGCCCCUCAGCCUGGCGCUGCUGGCCCGCCGUAAAGCCGCCGCCCGCCUGCUAGCGCUGCCCCGCCGCUCCCCCGGGCCGGAGCCGGAGCCUGAGGYGGAGGUGGAGGCGCAGCUGCUGCUGGCUCGGCUGCGGGAGGAGCGGCGGCCGCUUUGGCUGUGCGGGGCUCUGGAGCAGCUCCCGCAGCCCCGCUCCUUGCAGGUGGUGGCGGCGGCGCUGGCGCUCAGCCCUCACGGGGAUGGCGGUGGGAGCAGCCCUCACGGGGAUGGCGGUGGGAGCAGCCCUCACGGGUGCCAGGCGAGUGCUUCAAGAGACAGAUCUACCGCCCAGCUCCUGCUUUCCUGGCUGUUGGGCAACCAGGAGCGAUUUUCCGCCUUCUGCCUUUGCCUCCCGGGUUCCCUUCUUGCCUUCCUAGCUGGUCGCUAUUCCCAGUUAAGCAGAGUUUAUUUGGACCUCUUAACCGGUUGGGGAAGCCGCUUGCUCUAUGAUCCCCUGCAGGGGCGGUGGAUUAAAAGUUGUCAUGACAAAGCUGAAUUGUCCUGGGAGGAGUUAAGAGAGCGCUUCAAGUGCCUCUGCCAGGGAUCCACAGUGCUUAAAGAACAGACCCAAGCUGCUCUGAAACUCCUGAAGACACRGGAUGGAGACUUUGAAGUCCGUGGCCUAAGUGUGUGGACAGACUUACUGCUGGAAGUAGAGGAAAAGAGUGCUAAUGUGCAAACACAAAAGCAACGUGAACAGUUACAAAAGCGAGCAAAUGUGGUUAACUUUAUUUGAUGUGAAAGGCAUGACAACUACACUGACUUUGUUGAAAACCAAGCAUUAUUGUGACUGCUGAUCACAAUGGUUCUGRCUUCAUCUGGUUCUGACAUCUUUCAGUGGGGCCCAGUAGUUUCUUGUUAUUGUGCAGUCAUUUCUGGUUACCACAGAAAAUACAUUCCUUUUCAGUACUCUUUUAUUUAUCUAAUAAAAUAAAAUUCUGUUUAAAGUACAGAGUGGUUUUUCAGUUCAAAAAACAUCGCAGUUCAGAUAUGGUCAUGGUAGUCAUUUCUCUGAGUGUUGGAGGCUGACCAAAGGCUCAAAAGGAGGGUGGAGUUUCAAAUGUGAAACCCCCCAGAUUCAGGUUUUUUUUAGUAGUGGUUGUCUUCAUUGGGCUUUCUGUUCUGGUGGCCACUUCAAUGCUUCUCUACCUCUUACACAUGACAGCCCCAGGGUCAGUGAUGAAAGUGWGAGGAAGCCAACUGGAAAGCUGCUUGAAAAGUUCUAACAUUAAAGUCUAUUAGUUGCUAUGUUAUUUGAUAAUAUGCAAGUAUUUUGUAAGAAUAUAUCAGUAAAACAUAGGAUGUUCUGUAUGGUUUUCUUUCCGUUUCCAUAG
Messenger RNA from Malurus melanocephalus (red-backed fairy wren), 1731 nucleotides. RefSeq names its product FA complementation group F (gene FANCF). The coding region runs from base 15 to 1133 and encodes 372 amino acids. The transcript is spliced from 2 exons. Gene Ontology annotation, biological process: interstrand cross-link repair. Lineage: Eukaryota; Metazoa; Chordata; Aves; Passeriformes; Maluridae. Gene Ontology annotation, cellular component: Fanconi anaemia nuclear complex. The record is from RefSeq and is a predicted model, not a curated record.